GCAAUUUAAUAACUUUAUACAGUCAAGUAUGGAUGCCCCCAUGAACCAUAUUUUGACUGAGUCUCAAAAGUUUCGCAAGCUAUGCCAAAAGGCAUAUUGCUUUCCACCGAGAAGCGAUUCACGGCACGAGAUAGAACUUAGCAAUAUCUUAGACGAGUUCAAUUCGUUUGAUUAUGGUGCUAAAUUUGUAAACGAUGAGGACGCAGUCUCACUUCUCUGCCGACUGAGUGAAAGCAUUAGUUCAACAAGCGACCAUUUGGUUUCAAAAUACAGCCAACUGUUAUCACAUAUAGUUGCAAAUCAAAAGGUUCAUGUGGAUUUGCAGUCUUUACACACCCUCGUCCAAUAUAUGAUUAGUGCCAUCCAGGCAUGCCAGCAGUGGACACUUGCAGACACACUGCGUGCCCUCGGAGCUCUGCUCUAUGAAAACACAGGCAGACUUGACAAGUUUCAUGAUGUGCUGUUGAGCCAUGAGCAUGGAAUACUGAUUGACAUAACAAGCAAUCAGAGCUUCAGCCUUGAUGUCCGAAGAGCAGCCUUGCAAUGCGUCGAGAAUAUGUGCAUGAAGACACAGAGUCUACCCUAUCUACAGGAAGUGUACGUCAGCUGCUGCCUGCAGCUGUUUCUCACAGCACUGCAGAUGCCACGAGACUCGAGAGAAAAUGACGUCAGCCACUGCCGGAUUCUGGUCAGUGCACUUAGGGGCAUCCAAAACAUAGCAACCUUCACGAAGAACUCACACAUGCAGCAACUUGGCCGCCUACUAGCCGCAUUAAAGGUGUACAUGAUGUACGGCUUGCCCGGGCAGAGCCCACACGUGCCCGACUCGCUCUUUCCCACUCCGCUCAGUCGGUACGACCCAUCUCCCAACCCUUCCUCCUCUUCCUCCCAAUCCAAUCUGCUCACUGCCACCCCUGCUCAGGAAGCACGUGUGCAAAGCGGACGGAAAAAGAAAACCGACGCGCGAAAGAAGCGGAAAGGCAACCAGAGGAAGACGCCGCGUAAAGGUGACAGUGCAGCAGACGAACGGGAACAGGGGUCAAGCUCAGGUCAAGAGGCGGAUGAAAGCAACCCAUCUCUGGCUGAGGGGUCAGCCUAUGACCGAUAUGGACUCACCAGGGGUCUCUGUCUGCAGCCAACAUGGAGGGUGAGCAGUUCAGAGAGUGAAUACUCAGAUACAGAAGGUGGUCAGACAGCCAAGCUUCGGUCGAUGCAGGGAAAAGUGAGGCAGUGUGCCUUCUCAACCCUGCUGCAGAUCGUUAAGGCGACGGAAAAGAAGGUGAUAUUCGGCUACUGGUCGUCGUUCCUACCGGACAGCCCUGUGGCUGGUAGCGGCAGUGGCCUACACACCCAGACUCUGAUCACGAGUGUCAUGAAGGAUCCGUCUCCGAAGGUGAGACAAGCGGCGCUCGGCGCUCUCACCGCCAUGUUGGAUAACUCUAAGCAGUACCUGGCAGCUGCUGAAGACAGUGAGUCGUGCCGCAGCGCUGCCUUCACAGCCUUCUCCGUUUCGCUCGGAUCCAUGAUCAAGGAGCUGCAUCGCAGCCUGCUUCUCGCGAUGUCGGCCGAGAACUCCUUCCUGGCUCUCACGCAGAGCAUCAAGUGUCUGGCGGUGCUGGUGUUGAAUGUGCCCUAUCAUAGACUUCACCCGGGCCUGCUCACGAAACUGGUGAAGCAACUCAGAAACUUCAUGAACCACCGAGAUCCCAACGUGAGAGUCGCCUGCCUCACGUGUCUCGGCUCCGUGCUGCAAGCUCCCGUCACGGAGGUCCUCGACAUCUUCCAGGGAGCGGGGCCGGAGAGCAAGCACCAUCGCCGUGACGACGACGACGACGACAGCGGCGACGCGGCGCCGAGGAUGAGCUGGCUAAUCGAAGCCUGCAUCGCGAACAUUCUCACCGAGCAGGAUGCGUCAACGUCGUCGGACCGGCCACCAGGAGGCGCCGCCGUGCGGGCCGUGCCGCCGCUGCCUGUGCGUCUGGAGUCGCUGCAGGUGCUGGCGAUCAUGGCCAAGCACCACUUCCCUGUCAUAAGGCCUGUUGUCGGCGGCUUCUCCCGGCUGAUGCUCGCCUGCCUGCAGGAGAGGGAGACCUCCGUGCGGCUGCACACGGUCAAGCUGCUCGAGGACCUUGGCUUCUCCAUGCUACAGAGCCUCGCAGGCAAGCCACCCGACGCGAUCACCGUCGACGAGGCCGUUGCAGUGUGGGGAUCCCUUGUCGGAGGGCCACUGCUCGGACUGCUACAGACUACAGGACACACAACAAUUGCACUCAGAGCUACGGUGUGUGACUGCCUAUCCAACAUGGGCGCCGUCGUAUUCGAACUUCUGCCGCUCGACCGCCGGAUCGCCUGCAUAACUCUGCUGCUCGGACUUAUUGCUGACGAAGACUACAGGGUCCGUGGCGCGGCCGUGAGGGCGCUGGGGUUCUACGUUCUCUUCCCGUCCCUUGUGCAGGAUGUUGGUUUCGUAACGGACAGUGCCGCAGCGAUAUUGUCCUGCAUGGAAGACUCGGUGUCCAACGUACGAGUUAAAGCCAUGUGGUCGGCUGGAAAUGUGUGCGACGCCCUCAUCCUUAACAAGGAUAAGGAAAAUGGCGACUUUUUAUCAGAGUUUCCGGAUGCUCUCCUGCUGCAGUUUUUCAGAGCUUGUAUUGCCGCAACUCAGGAUAAUGACAAGGUGAAGUACAGUGCUGUGCGAGCGUUGGGUAACCUGCUGCGAUACGCGCCGCAUGAAUCACUACAGGACCCGAUGUUUGUGGACCUGGUGGAACAGGCGGUGUCACGACUAGUAAGGAACAUGUCCACAGGGGCAGUCAAGGUGCGCUGGAACUCGUGCUACGCUCUCGGCAACAUGUUCAGGAACGACUGCCUGCCUCUUGGCUCUGCAAACUGGGUGGCAGACGUGCUCACCGCUCUGGCGUCUGUCGUCAGAGAAUGCAAAAACUUCAAGGUUCGCAUCAACGCGGCUCUGGCGCUUGCAGUGCCCACCAGGCGGCAGCACUACGGCUCCGCGGAACUGUAUCUGGGUCUGUGGAGGGUGCUGAUUGAGGCUCUUGAAGCCUCUGACCAGAUGGACGACUUUUCCGAGUUCAAGUACAAGGACAACCUCACCGACCAGUUAUGCGCGACACUGCUACAUCUGUCAUGGCUGCUGGCAAAGGAUGACCUUGAGGCAGUAAAUGCUCUCGUCUGUGAGGGAUUUGACGUGCUCUCCACCUACCUGGCCAAGUACACGAGAAAUCUCGCACUGGCAGAGCCUCCCGUGAAAGGCCAGACUGUUAGUGCUGCCAUGGCAAUGGAACAUCUUUGUGAAUUAUCUGGUACAGACCUAACUACAGCUCAGGUUUCAGCACUAGAGGGCAUCACGGUAGCAUUUUCUGUAUCUAUAGAACAAAUAGAAUGAUAGCAAAUAUACGUUGAAUAGCACUGACGUGAUAUAUUUGAAUUGAUUUAUACCUGGGAAAUGAUGGGCUUAUAUACAUGUUAUUAUUUCUUAAGAAUUAAAGCAUUCGUUUAUGACUAAAUCAAAA
Priapulus caudatus is the source of this 3530-nucleotide messenger RNA. Its product is annotated as HEAT repeat-containing protein 6-like. NCBI's taxonomy places the organism in Eukaryota, Metazoa, Priapulida, Priapulimorpha, Priapulimorphida, Priapulidae. The transcript is spliced from 23 exons. The record is from RefSeq and is a predicted model, not a curated record. The coding region runs from base 29 to 3403 and encodes 1124 amino acids.